Molecule: messenger RNA, 753 nt
Organism: Episyrphus balteatus (marmalade hoverfly)
Lineage: Eukaryota; Metazoa; Arthropoda; Insecta; Diptera; Syrphidae
Exons: 2
Coding region: 50-637 (195 amino acids)
Source: RefSeq, a predicted model, not a curated record
UGAACAUCGCUGCAAGUAACUUAAAUUUAGUAUUUUGUAUUUAUUCAAGAUGUUUUCUUCACCUGUGUCAAGUGUUUUUCUUAUUCUAGCAUCUUUUGUUUCAAUAUCAUUUGCAUUUUUUGAUGAUUAUCCAACUCUUCAUUAUACAAUUUAUAAUACAGACGAAUUUCAACACCUUCCACAAGGAGUUGAAUUGAUUCCUCUUAAUCGAGAACUAACAACAACAUCAGGUGGAUUAACUCGCUACACAUACGGUCAACGUGUUCCAAACGAUGAAAUUAAAAGAGAAAUAGGAGGCUCAGUUGGUCCAACAGAAAAUACAACAAAUAUUCAGUUGAGAUUCAAAGUUCCAAUCACAACAACAUUUCUUCAAAUUGAUAUAACGCAAAAUUCAACUUCUAGCAGCGAAGCAUAUUAUUCUUUAUCAAAUGGAAGUGAAAAGAAAGGAAUUUAUGUAAUAGUUGUAGCAAAUAAUUCUUAUUAUGUUGGCGAUCAUGUUUCAAUAUAUGGAUUAAAAGACGGAUUGAAAAACGAAAGUGUGGGUAAUCAGUUACAGGGGCUAGGAGUUACAAUAUUGUUUUGCAUGUUGUUUGUGUUUAUAGUCAAUUUGAGCUCCGAACAAAAUUGCGUUACUUGAUUUCUUUAAUGUUUAAUGUUUAUUUUAAGACAAAAAAAAAUCAAUAUUAUUGGAGAAAUUUAAUAUUAAUUGCAAAACUUUUUUUUUUUUGUAGUAGCAAGCUCUUUUAAAAAAAU